CGAGGCUCGCCGGCGCAUGCGCGCUCGCGGGCUGUUUUGGCGGGCGGCGGGCGUUGCGCAGGAGCGGAGUGGAGAGGCAGGGGUGCCGGAUCCGCUGCAUCCCGAGGAAUUGGGUGGCCUUGGCGCGUUAGGUGGAGCUUCCUGCACUAUGGGAAAGAAAAGCAAGAGGACAGCAGAUAGUUCGUCCUCUGAAGAUGAGGAGGAGUAUGUUGUGGAGAAGGUGCUAGACAGGCGUGUGGUGAAGGGGCAAGUGGAGUAUCUCCUCAAGUGGAAAGGAUUUUCCGAGGAGCACAACACCUGGGAGCCCGAGAAGAACCUGGACUGCCCUGAGCUGAUUGCGGAGUUUAUGAAAAAGUACAAAAAGAUGAAGGAGGGUGAGAACAACAAAUCUCGGGAGAAGUCAGAGGGUGCCAAGCGCAAGUCCAGCCUCCCCGCCAGCACCGACGACAUCAAGGCCAAGAAGAAGAGAGAGAGCAACGACAUUGCCAGGGGCUUCGAGCGGGGCCUGGAGCCCGAGAAGAUCAUCGGGGCCACUGAUUCCUGCGGAGACCUGAUGUUCCUGAUGAAAUGGAAGGACACGGAUGAGGCGGACCUGGUGCUGGCGAAGGAGGCCAACGUGAAGUGCCCGCAGAUCGUUAUCGCCUUCUAUGAGGAGAGACUGACCUGGCACGCGUACCCCGAGGACACGGACAGCAAAGAGCGCGACGCUGCCAAGAGCUAGGCGCCCGGUGCCGCCCGCCUGCCCCGUGCUGAUUACUGUGUCCCCCGCAGGAGGCCCCGCGCCGCCCGCCCACCCACCCUCGCCUCCCCUCCCUUUCCCUCCCUCUGUCCGCUCCACAGCCAUGGCGGGAGCUUAGAGUAGUUCCUUCCCUUCUGGCUCCAGCCCCUCCAGGUGUGGGCGGGAGCCGCAGCCUGCGUGGGACCGUCCGUCCACCCUGAGGGACCCCCUCCCCCCCUUCUGGCUGCUGUGCCAGGGCCCCAGCCCUGUCCCCACUGUUGGGACGCUGUCUGCCCUGGCCUGAUUGCCCGAGGGGACGGGAGCAUGUCCUCUGUCUGAACCCGCCUGGCAUCACCCACUCCCAGGCACCAAGGAAAGCCUUUGCCCCAAAGGCUCUUUUAACUGGGGGAUGGGGGCUUCUUGUCCGUCCUUCCCUCCUCCCUGUAUGGUCCUGUCCCUCUGCAGGGGACAGCGUGUGACCAGGCACUGGAUUCCUCCCUGUGGCUGAUCUCAGGCCGGAGCAUGGAGACCCAGAGCUGCCGGACCCCCUAGGAGGUCAUCUAGUCCAGCCCCUGCCCUGGGUCUCACUCGGCCCUGGCACUGGUGCCCCAGGGAAGCUGGUCAGUGUCUGGAGCAGGGAAGUUAAUGGGGCAGUUGUUGCCCCCACUUGCUCCGUGCCAUCCUUCCCUGCUGACAUUACUUCAUUGGCCAGCCCCAAACCACAGUGGGGAGAGCCCAUGCCUGGCUGCUUACCCUAGAGGGCCUGGCCCGGCAGGUCUGGAGCUGCCCUUGCCCCCUUUCUGCAUCCCUGACCUGUGCCGGCUCCCCCAGGAGGUCUAGCUUUCCUCCCCACCCCUUCCUGGGGGAAGGCUGCUGCAGGCAGGCCAAGUAUUAGCCCCGCAGAGGAAGGUGGGUAGGGGGAGCAGUAGGGGCUGGAGCCCAGGGAAGUGUCGACCCCGCAGGGAUGUGGGGCACCAUAUGCCAAACCCCCACUGGGCCAGGGAUGGAGCCACAUCCCUCCAAGCUCCCAGCCUGAAUCACUGAGCCCGCGUGCCUGCCCCUGCCCUCCCACUACCACCCACCUCACCCACGUGUGCACGCCUGCGUCAGUGUUCACCCCGGGGCGGGGGGGGUGUGGGUCCUGACAGGCCAAGGGAGGGAGCAGGGGACAGCCUCUGGGCACUGUGAGACCCGGCUCUGUUUUCCAGGCCACAAAUGUCCCGUCCGCGUGUUGCCCCUGCAGGGCCGGGGGCACCAGCCUAGGUGGAAGCAGCUGGGGAAUGAUGCCCGCUGGGCUUAGCUCCCUACUGCCCAGCUCUCCAAGCUUCCCCAGUGCCCCACAGCCUCUGUCUUCCUCCUGGGGCCUUCAUCCCUCUGCCCCAGGCCCCCAUGGGGGCCUCGGCUCCGGUGCCUCCGUACGGCUGUCCUGUCUGCAUCCACAUCCCUGGAGGCAAGUUCCCCCUGCCCCCCAGUCUGUACCUGUGCGCCCCACCCCCCUGCCCCCACCCCAGGCUGGCAGCUGCUCUGGCCAUGGGGAGCCUGGCACAGCCCAGGGUCACUCCCCCCCUGGGCGGGCAUCGUCUCUGCCCCCUGCCCUGUCUCCUGUGUCCCCCCCAUCCCCUCCCCCCAGUCCUCAUCCCCCGCCCUUGCUGUUUUUUUAACAUAGGUGUUUUUAAACUAGGGGAAUUUUUUCCUGUCCAUAAAACUGACGUGUGAGGCCCCCCUGCCCCCCCCCCGGGGCAAUAAACGGUGACUUUUCCA
This is a messenger RNA of Alligator mississippiensis (American alligator), 2479 nucleotides long. It is a transcript of the gene CBX5, whose product is annotated as chromobox 5. Gene Ontology annotation, molecular function: chromatin binding. The coding region runs from base 17 to 721 and encodes 234 amino acids. NCBI's taxonomy places the organism in Eukaryota, Metazoa, Chordata, Crocodylia, Alligatoridae. Gene Ontology annotation, cellular component: pericentric heterochromatin; nucleus. The record is from RefSeq and is a predicted model, not a curated record. The transcript has 5 exons. Gene Ontology annotation, biological process: negative regulation of transcription by RNA polymerase II; chromatin organization.